Beta vulgaris subsp. vulgaris (sugar beet) is the source of this 1926-nucleotide messenger RNA. RefSeq names its product nuclear transport factor 2. NCBI's taxonomy places the organism in Eukaryota, Viridiplantae, Streptophyta, Magnoliopsida, Caryophyllales, Amaranthaceae. Gene Ontology annotation, cellular component: cytosol; ribonucleoprotein complex. The coding region runs from base 239 to 1597 and encodes 452 amino acids. The record is from RefSeq and is a predicted model, not a curated record. Gene Ontology annotation, molecular function: mRNA binding. The transcript is spliced from 9 exons.
AAUUGUAGCUCGUAUUACCCUAGUCCCUCUUCUCUCACAUCUCGACUUUUUGGUUUUCUCUGUGAUAAUAUAUACACACACGUUCAUUCAUUUCAUACUACCUAAUUAAUUUAUUUCUCUCACACUCUCUCUCUCCCUCUCUUUCUCUUCUCCUGUCAACUUUUACUCCGGUUAUUUUCGGCGGCGCUUUUUUCUCUCUUUCACUUCGAUCUCUCUCUCCGAUCUUCCGGAAAGAGAGAUGGCUACUCAAACGGAUGUCUCUUCGUCGGAUUUUAGUGCUGAAACUGUGGGGCAUGCUUUUGUCAGUCAAUUUUACCGUAUUUUGCACCAAUCGCCGGACCUUGUGCAUCGAUUUUAUCAGGAUUCAAGCGCAAUGAGUCGACCAGGUCCUGAUGGUACAUUGGUCACUGUGACUGCCAUGGAUGGGAUUAAGGAUCUCAUACUCUCCUUAAAUUGCAAAGAUUACAAAGCAGAGAUACUGACAGCUGAUGCCCAAGCCUCCUAUAUGGAUGGGGUGAUUGUGUUGGUGACAGGUUGUUUAACUGGAAAGGACGACGUGAGAAGGAAGUUCACUGAGUCAUUCUUUUUAGCUCCACAAGACAAAGGUUUUUUUGUACUCAAUGAUGCAUUUAGGUUUAUUGAAGAAGACAGCUUGCCAGUGCCUAAUUCAUUGGAAGAGGAGGAUGUUGCUAAUAGUGCACCAACAGCAUCUGUGAUGUCUGAAGAGACUACUGAAGCUUCAGAUGUUACUGUAAACCAUACUCCAGCUGUAGUGGCUGAAACGGAAACAAGUAGCACAUCCAAAGACGAGUCAACUGUUGCCGAAAAUGCCAUUCCUCAAGCCCCUGUUGAUCCUGUACACAAUGUCCAACCAGUUGCUGAGACUUUAUCUAAUGGUCAUGUGGAUGCUCCUAAAAAGUCAUAUGCUUCACUUCUCAAGAAUAUGAAGGAGGGUUCUACUACAACACUCGUGUCUAAUGUUGCUAAAGUUGCAACUUCAAAUGCACCAAAGAAGACUGUUGCCUCUCCUGCUGUACAACAAUCUCGUGCUGCUACAGUGCCUGCAGUUUCAGUUGAAUCUUCUGCUUCCAAUGGCAGCAAUGGCAAUGUUGCUGAUGAAGCUGAAGAGAAGGGUCAUUCCGUAUACAUUGGAGAUUUACCCUUUAAUGCAACCCCGGAUCAACUUGAGCAGGAAUUCCAGAAGUUUGGACGCAUUAAACGCAAUGGCAUCCAAGUACGAUCAAACAAGGGUUAUUGUUUUGGUUUUGUUGAGUAUGAAGAUUUCGCUGGGAAACAGAAGGCACUUGAGAUGGCCUACAUUAUUAUCGGUGGGAAAAAAGCUAGUAUACAAGAGAAAAAAACUAGUACUCGAGUUGUCAAUGGUGUGAGCAUGUACCCCUCUGGACGAAAUGGCUACAGGAAUGAUGGUUUCAGGGGACGAGGCAACUAUUCAAAUGGUGGUCGCGGCUACGUAAGAAACGACUUCAACAAGCGCAAUGGGGAAGUUCCUUCUCGAGGAAACCGUAAUGGGGAUGGAUAUGUUUACCAGAAUGAUGGUGGAAGAGGAGGUGCCCGUCAAGGGGGUGGACCCAAGUAGGAGCGAUUUUUGCACCAGUCUUUUUUCCGAGUUGGUGAUACAUAGAGAGAAUUUUGUAGUGAGUAGGACGAGUCUUCUCUUGAUUCUCUUCACUUCAUUGGAUUUACAUUUUGAACUAAGCAAAAAAAAUUCCUCUGAAGAUUGUGAGGGAAAGCUAGAAGAGUGAUUGUUAUUAUCAUUAUUAUUUUUUUAGUUUCUAUUAUUACUCUAAUUUUGCUAAGGCUAGUUAGGGAAUUUUCUGCCCGGAGAAAACAUUGAUGGGUAUUUGUCUGAGAUUGAUCUUAUGUGAAUUGUUAAUUUUCUUGUUGGUAACUACAUGAGUUUUUUUA